GUCAAAAAAGAACUUUUUGUCUGUGGUAUAUAAAGCUUUUGUUUCAUGAUCGUGAAUUUGUUUUUCGUCGUGCGUUCUUGUUAAUUUUCUCCAUAAAAUAAAGUUUAUAGUAGAUAUAAAAUGGCUCUUUAUUGUGCAAUAUCAAAUGAAGUGCCAGAAGUGGCUGUGGUUUCGCCAACGUCGGGGGCUGUCUUCGAAAAGCGUAUUAUUGAAAAGUAUAUUAUAGAGAAUGGCGUGGAUCCCAUCAACGGCAAAGAACUUAGAGUGGAGGAUCUCAUUGAGAUCAAAACUCCUCCGAUAGUGAAGCCGAAGCCUCCGAGUGCCACUUCAAUCCCCGCUACCCUCAAAAGCAUGCAAGAUGAGUGGGAUGCGCUGAUGCUCCAUGCGUUUACUCAGCGCCAGCAAUUGCAGACUGCAAGGCAGGAAUUGAGUCACGCGCUGUACCAGCACGACGCCGCGUGCCGCGUGAUCGCCCGCCUCACGAAGGAGGUGACGGCCGCCAGGGAGGCCCUGGCCACGCUGAAGCCCCAAGUGGGCAUUGUGGCCCCGCAGCCGACACAUCCCGUGGAGGCAGCGGCGGGCGGUGGCGCGGCCCCGAUCGGCAUGUCAGCGGAGGUGGUGUCCCGCCUGCAGGAGCGCGCCACGGCGCUCACGCAGGAGCGCAAGCGGCGCGGGCGCACCGUGCCCGAGGGGCUGCUCGCGCCCGACCAGAUCCGCGCGUUCCUCACGCUGGCUUCUCAUCCUGGUCUCCACUCAGCCAGUGUGCCGGGCAUCCUAUCCCUGGAUAUCAACCCUUCGGACCACAGCAAACUCCUGACCGGGGGGAACGACCGCAACGCUACAGUGUUCAACAAGGACACGGAGCAAGUGGUGGCCAUACUCAAGGGCCACACCAAGAAGGUCACCAGGGUCAUAUACCACCCGGACGAGGACACUGUCAUCACCGCCUCGCCGGACCACACUAUACGCGUGUGGAAUGUGCCUACGUCUCAGACUACAGUGAUCCUGCGUUCCCACGACGGCCCCGUGACGGGGCUCUCGCUGCACCCCACUGGGGACUACGUGCUGUCCACGUCCACUGAUCAACACUGGGCCUUCUCUGAUAUACGCACAGGUUCUCUCCUGACCAAGGUGAGCGACGCCUCCGGAGUCAGCCUGACCACAGCGCAGUUCCAUCCUGACGGUCUCAUCUUCGGAACCGGAACGGAGAACUCGCAAGUCAAGAUUUGGGACUUGAAGGAGCAGAGCAACGUGGCCAACUUCCCGGGUCACGUUGGACCGGUCACAUCCAUAUCGUUCUCUGAGAACGGUUACUAUUUAGCAACGGCUGCUGAAGAUGCUUGUGUGAAGUUAUGGGAUUUGAGGAAGCUGAAGAACUUCAAAACAAUUCAGUUAGAAGAAGGGUAUGCGAUUAAGGAGCUGUGCUUUGAUCAGAGUGGAACAUACUUGGCUAUAGCUGGUACGGAUGUCAGAGUGUACUUGUGCAGGCAAUGGCAGGAGCUCAAAUUGUUCAAUGACCAUACGGCAGCUGCCACAGGAGUCCGGUUUGGGAAGAACGCUCAAUACAUAGCUUCAACGAGCAUGGACCGGACACUCAAGCUCUAUGGCAUAGAGUAGUUAGAUUAGGUUAAUCUAUUUAACUUGUUUUAUUUAGUUAUUGGACUAUCCAAUUUGUAACAUCUGAUAUAAGAUCAAAGCUGAAUGAUAAACAUUGAGCCAAUUUCCCCUAAUAUGAUAAAUUUCUUCUAGUUGUGCGAUGAAAUGAAAACCUGGGUCGGCUAUUCAUUUUGUUCAAACAGAUUUCCAUAAUCCAUAAUUUUAAUAAAAACUUAACUUGUUCGAUCGUUCCCUUAAAAAUUGGAUGGUUUAAUAACAGCUUUAUCUGGUUCUUUAGGUAGGAUAGGAAAUCGGACAUAUGACUAUUUUUGAUUUAAUGACGUAUUGUUUUUAUUAAAUGCCAAGUUCUAAAACAAUAUAAAGCGCGUCCGCUACUUUGUAUUUUGGGUGCUGUGCAUCUCUCGGGAAUUAGCAGAACCCUUUAUUUCAAUUGACUAUCUUGCUUUUCUAAUGAUAUAAAGCAGUUGUUUUCCAGACAUAGUGUUAUUGAUGACAUUUGGUGACAGCGGUGGGAUAGCAACUGCUUUAUCUAAAAAAUAUUCAUGAAACGAGGCAAGUUUAUACAUUUUAAGGUGGUAUUUGUUUGAAAUGAUUUUUGCCCAGCAGUGUGGUACAAAAGCGAUUUUAUACCACUAUUCACCGGCCGUAGGUUAAAUACCGCCUAGGUGAACAUAAUUGAUUAUUAUCUAAGGUAAGAUAACUACGAUCCGCCGAUACUAGGGACAAGUCCGUUCUAAAUACAUUUUCAUUUGAAUGUACCCAAGAUAAAACGAGCAUUACAGUUUAUUGGCCAUUAUAAUAAGUUGACUGUAAGUUUUUAGGUUAUGUUAAUAAUUUAAGUUAAAUAUUACUAAGUCAACAAAAUUUGUAAAGAAGUGAUAGUAAUCAAAGCAGAUUUUUAAUUUUUAUUAUGUAAGCCAACUCAAUUGCAUUCAAUAAAUAAAGUAAAAAUUA
This is a messenger RNA of Amyelois transitella, 2571 nucleotides long. It is a transcript of the gene Prp19, whose product is annotated as pre-mRNA-processing factor 19. Gene Ontology annotation, molecular function: protein binding; ubiquitin protein ligase activity. The transcript has 8 exons. Gene Ontology annotation, cellular component: cytoplasm; U2-type catalytic step 1 spliceosome; Prp19 complex. Lineage: Eukaryota; Metazoa; Arthropoda; Insecta; Lepidoptera; Pyralidae. Gene Ontology annotation, biological process: DNA repair; mRNA splicing, via spliceosome; protein ubiquitination. The record is from RefSeq and is a predicted model, not a curated record. Bases 121 to 1617 code for a protein of 498 amino acids.